Liolophura sinensis is the source of this 2771-nucleotide messenger RNA. RefSeq names its product N-alpha-acetyltransferase 35, NatC auxiliary subunit-like. The record is from RefSeq and is a predicted model, not a curated record. Bases 117 to 2150 code for a protein of 677 amino acids. Gene Ontology annotation, biological process: N-terminal peptidyl-methionine acetylation. Gene Ontology annotation, cellular component: NatC complex. The transcript has a single exon. NCBI's taxonomy places the organism in Eukaryota, Metazoa, Mollusca, Polyplacophora, Chitonida, Chitonidae.
UGGAGAAAGACAACCUUAAAAACGAGGAAGACAAGCUUGUGAGGCCAAAAUACAACUGGAAAGAUAUCACUUCGGAGUUUCUGGAAUCAUGUUCAGAUCUCAAGCUUGGUGAACUGAUGCAUGAUGAAGUGUUUGGUCUGUUUGAAGCGAUGUCAGCCAUCGAAAUGAUGGACCCGAAAAUGGAUGCUGGCAUGAUGUGUAACCAAAUCAAACGAAAAGUCAUGACUUUAGAGAAGUCUGUUGAAGCAGGGACUGUCAAAAUUAAGGAUCUCUCUGCUGAAGAGCAGAUUGGCAUAACAGACGCCACUUUAGCCUGCAUGGUAACUUGGCUAGAAGGCCAUUCUUUAGCUCAAACUGUGUUUACAAAUCUAUAUCUGCAUAAUCCUUACAUUAUUGAGGACAGGUGUACUAAGGCUAUCAGCAUGUGUUUCUUAAAGAUUGUGGACCUGAUUCGAGACCGCAUUAAUCGUGCUAAUGUGUUUGAGGAGGAAGACUUCCAGCCGAUGACAUACGGGUUUAAAAUGUGCGGAGACGUGACUGAUGUUCGUGUCAUGGGAAUGAUGAAGGAAGUAGAAGAUGAAUAUAACCGUGUGCUGAAAAACACAAGAGUGAAGUCUGGAGAAGAACGAGAUGCAGCCACCGAGAAAAAGCAUGAGCUGGCAGUGGCGGUUCACACCCGCAUUCGCUUUUACAGAUUAUUUCUGUCCAUGCUGAUUUCUUUCACGAAAGACAAAUGUGAAGGUGUGCCUCAAGCACAGAAGAUUCUCGAGCAAUUGACUGAGCUCGUUCCUAUCAUGAAGAAAACGGAACCUUUGGGAAUUCAGCCGGAACAAAGGGAGGUAACCAAAAACGACUAUCCAACAAUUAUGGGGUUUGAACCCAUCAUUAACCAACGUCUACUUCCACCCACUUUCCCUCGAUACACUGUCAUUAAAAGUCGCUCUGAGGCUCUGUCGUACCUGGAACAGUUAGCAGACAAACUGAAGGUGGUUUGUGCACUUCCUUCAGUAUCCUCCCUGCACAGCAUUCUAGAGAUAUUCCUGGACUUUAGUAAAUCAGCCCCUUGUGUGUUGUCCAGAUCACUGCUACAACUGACUUUUCUACCUCCGAGCAGGAAGAUUUUCGGCACGAUUACUGUUGUGGAUGCCAUUAAGGACACUAUUCGAAACUUUAUAGCACCUCCGUCUCUUAUUGCUAAGUCAUUGCUGUAUAACAACCCCCAGGCUAAAGAGUAUGUGGAUGGUUUCCUUUCACAUGCUGUGCGGCCAAUCUGUACCAUCUACCAGAUCACAGGACAUAAUCGUGCUCGACAGAGAGACAAGUGGGCUCAUCUGAUGGAGGACAUGGCUUCGCUUCAGGAUGAAGCUGACAAAGUAGAUGCUUACCUGCACAACAUCCUGAUGAAGACUGACCCAAGUCGUCAACACCUGGCCUGCUUUGGCACCUGGGUGUUGUACCACACCCUACAGGUCAUGAUUCACUACACACUGUCUGGUUUUGAGCUGGAGUUGUACGCCACAUAUGAGUAUCAUUAUGUUUUCUGGUACCUUCAUGAACUGCUGUAUGCCUGGCUUGCCUCGACUCUCACACGAGCCUCCAGCUUUCUCUCAGAGCACGAGGCUCUGACAGAACAACAGACGAAGGGGAGGAGUAACAAGAAGAACAAGAAGAAGAAAAAGCCAAAGCCGAAUGGUAAAGAGUUGCUGCUCACACAGGGGGCACAGCAACUCUGUGGUGGGUACUAUAAGGCUCUGGUCGGAUUUCGUCUCGAUGGCAAGAUGAAACAGCCAAGCUUUGAAUUUGACAGUGAAGAAGUGCGCUACACACACCGCUUCUCUCCCUUUGGUAAUGUCAUCACUCCCCCUAUGGUUCAGUAUACGCAGUUCUGCGAAAUGUCGGAUCUGAACCGAUAUGAGUUCCCGCUGUCUGCGGCAGAAAUGUACUCUAUGGCCUAUAAGUGCUUUUAUCAGGCUAAGGCUAUUUAUGAGUCCAUCUCCAACCCCAGUGAAGAGGUUCAAAAUCUGAUUAAGAUUGCCAAAACAAACUUUGUGGUCAUGAAAUUGCUGAUGGGAGGACACAAAAAGGACUCCCAGAGCCCACCUGAGUUUGAGUUUAACCACAGUAAAGUGUUUCCGGUCAUCAAAAUCUGAUCAUUAGAUAGAAUGACUGCCUACCUGUAUGUGAAAUACGAACUUUAGAAACCUAGGCAGUGAUAAGGUGUGUUUUCUUUUGAACAUAAGAGGGCUCACAAACUGCUAGUAUGGAACCCUGCUAUAACAUUUUUACAACAUUCUGUUACUAAUAAUGCACAUUCAUGGUCAUUGUAUUUUAUGUCGUACAAAUAAGAAAUGAUCACAGAAGUUUUGGGUAAUGUCAUUCAGGUGCUGGCCACUCCAGGAUUUCUAAAAUAUUAUACUUGAGCUUUUAGUGUGCAUGUAAAGUUGCAAACACAAACCAGAGUUGUAUUCAAACUGGGACUCUGACCUGUCCAAUAGGCAAAAGGUUAAACUUUAGUGUUUGCAUUUAAUAUCUUCUAAUAUUGAGUGCAAAUCAUCAAUUUUUGCUAAAAGACAUUUUGGAUCUUGUGGUGAUUUGUAUAGAUCAAUAUUUUGACUGGUGCAAAUUCGAGGUUGAGUUUUAAAAUGCUCCUGAAUACAUCCCUGAUGGGACAGCUCGGUUGUUUGAGUUUCCAUUUGCCUUGCAUGACCAGCCUAUAACUUAACCAAACCAUUGAAUCAAACUAUUAAGUGAACACAUUGCUUUCCUGCACC